Messenger RNA from Fusarium venenatum, 1479 nucleotides. RefSeq names its product major facilitator superfamily domain-containing protein. Gene Ontology annotation, molecular function: transmembrane transporter activity. NCBI's taxonomy places the organism in Eukaryota, Fungi, Ascomycota, Sordariomycetes, Hypocreales, Nectriaceae. The record is from RefSeq and is a predicted model, not a curated record. Gene Ontology annotation, biological process: transmembrane transport. Gene Ontology annotation, cellular component: plasma membrane.
AUGAGCGACCGCGACACGAUAGCACCUCAAAUGAGCUCAGACAGAAAUAAUCAAAAGACCGACAUUGAUGGGGAAUCAUCAAGCUAUCUGGUCACGUUUGACGGCCUAGAUGAUCCUUACAACCCCAUGAAUUGGACCUUUCGCAAGAAAUUUAUCACUACAAUAUUAUACGGUCUGACAACAUGCUGGAUCACCUUGGCCUCUGCCAUUUUUGCUUCUACCAUUGAACCUGUCUCUGCCGAGUUCAAUGUCAAUACAGAGACAUCGGCUGCAGCAACGAGCUUGCUCGUGUUUGGCUUUGGUCUUGGGCCAUUGAUUUGGGCACCAUUGAGUGAACUUUACGGCCGCAAGUGGACGAUUCUCAUACCGUACUUUAUCGCCGCCGUCUUCUCCUUCGGUACAGCCACUGCCAAAGAUAUUACGACUAUCCUCGUGACUCGAUUCUUCACAGGUCUUUUCGGUAGCGCGCCUGUCACAAUCACAGGUGGUGUAAUGUCAGAUAUAUGGGCCCCUCACCAGCUCGGUAACGCCAUAGUCGCCUAUGGAGUUACUAUUGUCGGCGGACCGACCCUGGGCCCCAUCAUAGGUGCCGCCUUGUGCUCGAGUCGUCUCGGCUGGCGAUCGACCGAGUACUUGAUAGGCAUUGUCAUGAUGGCUCAGCUUGCGCUUAACCUUUUGGUGAUUGACGAGAGCUAUGCACCGACGUUAUUGGUUCGCAAGGCUUACAAAAUGAGAAUUGAGACUCGAGAUUGGGCAUUGCAUGCCAAGCAUGAAGAAUCGGGCAUAUCGUUCAAAGAAUUACAUCAGAAAUAUUUCAUCCGUCCUUUUCAACUCGUAGUAAACCCCAUCUGCUUUCUUAUGUCGAUCUACGCCUCGUUCGUUUAUGGAAUUCUAUAUGCCAAUCUGGAGAGCUUUUCCAUUGAGUACCAGGAGGUUCGCCAAUGGGGCCCUGUGGUUGGUAGCCUACCAUUCAUAGCACUGUUGAUUGGAAUCUUGUGCGCAGCAGCCAUUAAUAUAUAUAACAACAAGUAUUACGGCAAGAAGCUUGUAGAGAAUGGUUACAGAGCUGUGCCAGAAGCCAGAUUACCCCCGAUGAUGCUCGGGGGCAUUGUCUUUACAUCUGGGCAAUUCCUUUUUGCAUGGACCUCAUCUAGUCAUAUGACCUACUGGCCCUCUAUCAUCGGCAUCGCUUUAACCGGCCUUGGCUUCACAACUAUCUUCCAGGCUGCACUGGGCUACCUUAUUGACACAUUCACGUGUUACAGCGCUAGCGCAGUGGCGGCUAACACCUUUAUGCGAUCCAUGUUCUCCGGCGCAUUUCCUCUCUUCAUUAUACCUAUGUAUCACAAGCUUGGAGUGAACUGGGGUACAACUGUUUUCGGGUUUAUUGCCGCAGUGUUAAUACCAGUCCCCUUUCUAUUCUUUGCCUGGGGAAGAAAGAUUAGAGCUAAGGGAGAGUGGAGUAAGGGUAGUGUUUAA